AUGCUUCGGCGCUUCACUGCCCAGGGGUUCCACACCAGCCAAUGGAGCGUGCAAAAGCUAGCGGCUCGCUUCUGCAUCAGCAUCAAGGUUCCUACCAUUGCGGAGUCCAUCAGUACCGGAAAGGUUGUAGGGUGGACCAAGAAUGUUGGCGAUCCUGUCAGCGAGGAUGAGGUCAUCUGCCAGAUCGAGUCGGACAAGCUCAACGUGGACGUGCGGGCGCCGACGAGCGGCUUCAUCACGAAGAUUAACUUUGAGGAAGGGAGUGUCGUCGAGGUCGGUGCCGAACUGUCCACGAUGAAGGAAGGGGAAGUCAAGGCGGACGCUGAAGCGGAGGCGGCACCAAAGGCACCGGCUGCUUCUCGGAAACCGGAACAGCAAAAUCCACAAGCGGAACGUCAAGUGACACCGCAGCCGCGGUGUGUAGCAGUCCAGGCAACGGAGCCACGUGUUGUGACUACUACAACAGGCUCUGACCCACGCGUGCGCAACGUGCGCAUCUCUUCUAUGCGUCAGCGUAUAGCAGAUCGUUUGAAGGCGAGUCAGAAUACAUGUGCAAUGCUUACCACCUUCAACGAGAUUGACAUGACGCCCCUUAUUGAGAUGCGUAACCAGUACAAGGAUGACUUUUACAAGAAGCACAACGUAAAGCUUGGAUUUAUGUCCCCUUUUGUAAAGGCUUGCGCCAUUGCCUUGCAGGACAUACCGAUUGUGAAUGCAUCCUUUGGCUCCGAGUUUAUUGAAUACCACGAUUUUGUCGACAUCAGCAUUGCCGUAUCGACGCCACGGGGACUCGUGGUUCCCGUGCUGCGGGACGUGCAGAAGUCUGACUUUGCCAAGAUUGAGAAGCAAAUCGCCGACUUUGGGGAGCGGGCGAAGGUGAACAAGCUCACCUUGGAUGAGAUGACGGGUGGCACCUUCACCAUCAGCAACGGCGGCGUGUUCGGCUCGUGGAUGGGAACACCCAUCAUUAACCCUCCGCAAAGUGCCAUUCUCGGCAUGCACGCAACGAAGAAGAAGCCAUGGGUGGUGGGGAACGAGAUUAAGAUACGCGAUGUCAUGGCGGUGGCGCUGACGUACGACCACCGCCUCAUUGACGGCAGCGACGCGGUGAGGUUCCUCGUGAAGGUGAAGAACCUCAUUGAGGACCCCACCCGCAUGGUGCUCGACCUCGCCUAG
Trypanosoma rangeli is the source of this 1176-nucleotide messenger RNA. Its product is annotated as 2-oxoglutarate dehydrogenase, E2 component, dihydrolipoamide succinyltransferase. The record is from RefSeq and is a predicted model, not a curated record. The transcript has a single exon. Bases 1 to 1176 code for a protein of 391 amino acids. NCBI's taxonomy places the organism in Eukaryota, Euglenozoa, Kinetoplastea, Trypanosomatida, Trypanosomatidae. Gene Ontology annotation, molecular function: acyltransferase activity.